AUGUUCCAGAAUGGAGACCUUCUCAUUGGUGGUCUGUUUGAGGUUCAGAGGUACCUCAAAGUAUUCCCUGUGCUGAGCUUCAGAACAGAGCCAAAACUACCACAAUGUGAGCUCUUCUAUAUGACAAGCUUCCAGCAAGCACUAACAAUGGUUUUUGCCAUUAAUGAGAUUAAUAGCAACCCCAACCUCCUGCCUAACAUCACGCUUGGUUACCAGAUCUACGACAACUGCUUAAGGCUUGGAGUGGCAUUUCGUGGUGCCACAGCUCUGGUUAGUGGAACAGAUGAGACUAUCUCUGACCUCAACUGCAAAGGACCACCACCAGUGAUUGGAAUCAUAGGUGAUCCCGGGUCUACCCAUUCUAUUGCAAUUUCCAGUGUCUUGGGGCUGUUUCGACUGCCUAUGGUUAGCUAUUAUGCCACCUGCUCCUGUUUAAGUGACAAGAAAAAGUACCCCUCUUUCUUCAGAACAAUCCCCAGUGAUGCCUUCCAGGUGCGGGCUAUGGUUCAGAUCUUGAGACAUUUUGGAUGGACCUGGGUUGGUCUCGUCUACAGUGAUAAUGACUACGGCAUCUACGCUGCUCAGUCCUUCCAGAUGGAAAUGCAGCGGUUUGGACAUUGUAUUGCUUUUUCUGAAAUACUGCCCAAUGAUAAUAACCCCAGAGAUAUUCAACGUAUAAUGGGAGUGAUUCAGGCCUCUACAACUAGAGUGGUGGUUGUUUUUUCUGCUUCAUCCUUACUGAUACCUUUGAUGGAUACAUAUGUGUUGCAGAACAUGACAGGCAGGCAAUGGAUUGCAAGUGAAGCUUGGGUCACCUCACCUGUGUUUCACACAUCACGUUUCCUGCCCUUUCUGGGGGGCACACUGGGCAUUGCUAUCAGGCGUGGGGAGAUUGAGGGGCUUCAUGACUUUCUGUUACGUGUUCGGCCUAACAAUGAUCAAAGAAAUAAUAUAGUGAGGAUAUUCUGGGAGAACAUGUUUGGGUGCAGUUUUGAAACUGGGGGUAAAGAGACAGAAGGAGAGCAAGUGAAAAAGGUGUGUACAGGACUGGAGGAUCUGAGCUCCACAAACUCACCAUACUCUGAUGUUUCAGGGUUGAGGGCAUCUUAUAAUGUGUAUAAGGCAGUUUAUGCCCUAGCACAUGCACUUCAUGACCUGAUGCAGUGUGAAGAGGGUAGAGGACCAUUUAGUGGGAACAGUUGUGCUGUCAUAACAAAUCUUAAACCCUGGCAGCUGGUUCAUUACCUACAGAAAGUGAACUUCACCACAGGCUUUGGAGAUCACGUGUCAUUUGACAAAAAUGGAGAUGCUCUGGCCAUAUAUGAUGUGUUGAACUGGCAGCCGAGCUCUGAUGGGUCAAUAAAGCUCCACAAGGUCGGUGUCGUAAAUGAAGGGGCAGCAUCAGGAAUGAUGCUCACACUGGAUGAGGAUGCAUUUUACUGGAACUUUGAGAUGAAAAAAUCUGUGUGCAGUGAGAGCUGCCCACCAGGAACCAGAAGAGCUACAAAGAAGGGUCUUCCUGUUUGCUGUUUUGACUGUCUGCCAUGUGCUGCUGGAGAGAUUUCUAAUACAACAGAUGCUGUUGAGUGCAUGUUGUGUCCAGAUGAGUUUUGGUCCAAUCCAGAUAUGAAUCAAUGUGUACCGAAAGAAGUUGAGUUUCUGUCCUAUGAGGAUCCUCUGGGUAUCUCUCUGACCACUGCAUCUCUGCUUGGCACCUGCUUCUGCACUCUUGUGAUGGUCAUCUUUGCACAUCACAGUAACACUCCCAUAGUACGCGCCAACAAUUCAGAGCUCAGCUUCCUGCUGCUGGUGUCACUUAAACUGUGUUUCCUGUGUGCUCUACUGUUCAUUGGUCAGCCACAAUUGUGGACGUGUCAGUUAAGACAUGCUGUGUUUGGCAUAAGCUUUGUCCUGUGCAUCUCCUGCAUCCUGGUCAAGACUAUGGUGGUAAUAGCUGUGUUCAAGUCCUCUCGACCAGAGAGCAAAGGAGCGAUGAAAUGGUUUGGAGCAGCUCAACAAAGAUGCACAGUUCUAGUCCUGACAGCCCUCCAGGUUGUGAUAUGUGCAGUCUGGCUAUCAACUGCCUCUCCAACACCCCAUAAAAACAACCAGUACAUUCGCUCUAAAAUAGUAUUUGAAUGUGCUAUUGGCUCAGUGGCUGGUUUUUCUCUUCUGCUGGGAUACAUUGGACUAUUGGCAGCAGUAAGUUUCCUAUUAGCCUUCCUGGCGAGAAACCUUCCAGACCAUUUUAAUGAAGCAAAGUUCAUCACUUUCAGUAUGCUGAUCUUCUGUGCUGUGUGGAUUGCAUUUGUUCCUGCAUAUGUGAGUUCACCAGGGAAAUAUGCAGUGGCUGUGGAGAUAUUUGCCAUUCUUUCUUCAAGUUUUGGAUUACUGGUGGCCAUAUUUGCCCCAAAGUGCUACAUCAUUCUUUUUCAUCCAGAAAGAAACACUAAAAAAGCAAUCAUUGGACGAGAAACAAAAAAGAUAUAG
Molecule: messenger RNA, 2490 nt
Organism: Pimephales promelas (fathead minnow)
Lineage: Eukaryota; Metazoa; Chordata; Actinopteri; Cypriniformes; Leuciscidae
Product: extracellular calcium-sensing receptor-like
Biological process (GO): G protein-coupled receptor signaling pathway
Cellular component (GO): plasma membrane
Molecular function (GO): G protein-coupled receptor activity
Source: RefSeq, a predicted model, not a curated record